AUGAAGUUUUCUCUCAUCGCACUUGGUCUUUUGACCGCGGCUACCAAUGCUCUUCCUACUGCGACCUCAAAUGAAGAUGUCGCUGCUCCAGUGAAUCUCGCCAAGCGUGCAUCUAUCACUGAUGCCGCGAACGGCUAUGCCAGUCUGAAUGGAGGCACCACCGGCGGUAAAGGAGGAACUACAACCACUGUCUCCACUUACGCUCAGUUCACAGCUGCAGUGUCCAGCGACAGCGCCAAGAUAGUCAUUGUGUCAGGGACUAUCUCACAGAGCGCUUCUCAGGUCAAGGUUGGAAGCAAUACUAGCAUCAUCGGGAAGAACUCUGGUGCAAAAUUGAUUGGUUUCGGCUUGAUUGUCAAGAGCAAGAAGAACGUCAUUAUCAGGAACUUGACAAUCCAGAAAGUUCUCGCUGACAAUGGAGAUGCUAUUGGCGUUCAACUCUCCACCAACGUCUGGAUUGAUCAUUGCGAUGUCUCCUCGGAUCGUGACCAUGACAAGGACUACUAUGAUGGUCUGAUCGACCUCACCCACGCUGCUGACUACGUGACCGUUUCCAACUCAUACAUCCACGAUCACUGGAAGGCAUCAUUGGUCGGACACUCCGACUCCAACAAAGCCGAAGAUACCGGCCACUUGCGCGUGACCUACAACAACAACUACUGGUCCAACAUCAACUCCCGCACACCAUCCAUCCGCUUCGGCACUGGCCACAUCUACAACUCCUACUUCCUCAACUGCGCCGACGGCAUCAACACCCGCUUGGGAGCCCAAGUCCUCGUCCAAUCCAACGUCUGGGCUGGCACCGUCUCCAAGCCUUUGUAUAGCACUGAUGAUGGGUAUGCUGUUGAAAGCGGCAAUGACUUUGGAGGAAAGAGCAACACUGCUCUUGCUGGUACGUUGAAGAGUGUGCCGUAUAGCUACUCGCUUCUUAGGAGUGGGAGUGUUAAGUCUGCUGUUGUUGGAUCUGCUGGUGCCACUUUGUCGUUUUAA
Molecule: messenger RNA, 990 nt
Organism: Cadophora gregata
Lineage: Eukaryota; Fungi; Ascomycota; Leotiomycetes; Helotiales; Ploettnerulaceae
Exons: 6
Coding region: 1-990 (329 amino acids)
Molecular function (GO): pectate lyase activity
Source: RefSeq, a predicted model, not a curated record